ACAAGGGAGUGCAUACUUCCGCAACCUUUGUAGCCGAAGACAUCGCCAUACCGCAGCUGUGCUGAGUAUUUUGAAAACACAUGGAGCUGAAUAAAAGUAACUGGGGCGAUGGCUCGUGUGCGAAUGGGCCCGCAGCCUACUGCCCAACCGUAGAUUUCAACUUGUGCUAUACUAAUGACGAAGUCUCCAGUCAUCGGCUGCAGCGAACGCUGAGCGACGACAUCACUUCAUGGCAACUCCCUGUCAUUUCUGAGGACCAGGGAGGUUUGAGUGACGACACUGGUUGGGGUGGAACAUAUUUGAGGCCCGUCUCUCCUGCUUCAGUUCAAGUCACUGCUCAAUGGACAUUACCGGAUUCUUUUAAGUUUCAAAGAGCUACUUCAGCACCGCAGACGGGUUUGAAUACACCCUCGAAUACCCAAAUUGCGAUUGAUGCUUGGUCGACUCCACCCCCACCACCAUCAACGCUGCCACAGCAACCGCCACCAUCGUCAUCAUCUUGGGUACUGUCCUCUUCGAUAGCACUACUCCAGCAGAUAGCAGACUCGACCACGGUGGUAAGCAACGCUGGCACAGUCGCUGACCCGAGCACACGUGGGAGUCGCGUGUUUACAGCCACCCAGGCCAGGGCCGACGUCUCGGACCCAGCAUGCAUUCACACUUCGCCCGCUGUCCCAUGUGUCCCCGGCCCACCUGACUCCUCCUUCACCGGUGCUGCCCGCUUGGAGGCGCCUGGGUCCGAAGAGAUGCCCUGCAUCCACGAGGAGACCUGUGUGAUGACUGAGACAUUCGCCGCGGAGGACAGUCGACCCAGAAGCAUUGUUGACAACUGGCCAAGAGACAUCUCCAAACCCGCAGUCGUGUUCCCAAACCACAACCCAACCUCCAGUGUCGACAUGUACAUCGAAGUGGACAGUCAAAGCGCCGGUGCUGAAAGCAUAAAUCCAGGGAAAGCAGCUAAGACAAGCGAGGCCAUAUCCAAGAAAAGUUACUUUUUGAGGCGCGAGGACAAAGACAGGGAAGUUGCACCUUCAGAAACUGCGUCGACGGGACAGAUUUCUCGACCAGGCAUAGAAUCUGAGGAAACGCAUGAGAGAGAAGUUCCUGAACCUGUCCAGAAUGAGGGACAAGUUGAUAAACCUACCAAAAGAAGGUACGAAAAGUGUCACGGGAGAAUCAGGAAAGACUCGCCGGAAAGGAAGAGGUUUGCGCGUACACCCCCACCGAUCACUAGAACUCCUCACCCAGCUGCACCAGAGAUCCCAGGCGCUGUACCCGGUCCAGUGCGGCCGGCCUUACCGUCUGCAAUCAAGGCAAUACCUCUCCAAGUUCAGCCGCUCGACUCUCGGCCCUUGUCCCCGAUAUCCCAUUUGAAAAUCCCGGACCCGGCACUUCCCAUCAGCUCUGUAUCCACAUCAAAACCUAAAGACUCUCGAGUUCCAUCUACAACUCAUAAAUCAGGGUACUCUAGUGCACUUUGGGCCCAAACUGUUACAGAUGUACCGAUCCGACCUGUGCCCAUCACCGGCUCGCUACGGCCGUGCAUGGCCUCGACUCACCCACGGUAUCUUCCCCUGCCGCCCGUUCAAUUUCCACCCCAGCCCCUGCUCCCAAUUCCAUUGCCACCGUUGGCAGCGCUGACUGGUGCACCUGUAACUUUCCUCCACCCUGGUUUUCCUGUAGUCUCGGGUCAUCCAAACCAAACCUGCCCACCAUUCACGACUGUAGGCCUGCCUCAUCAUGCUGGACUCUCGGCGGUUACUGUGCCGAUUUUUAAGCGACCGCAGCUCCUCCCGAAGCUGGCCCCGGUCGGACCAGACCCCGGGGCCCUGCGUCAGCGAUAUGGUGCUCCGGUCGCACCGCCCACUAGACGCCAAGCACGCCGGCGGCGGAGCUCGAGCGACUCGCAGCCCGCGGAGGACGGACCAGAGGCGCACCAGGCCCGGAGGAAGCAGGCCAAUGCGAGAGAGAGGGAAAGAGUGAACCAUCUGAACGCAGGCUUUGAACAUCUGAGACGAGCACUGCCGUGGAUGCAUCAUGGCAGACGGGUCAGCAAAGUAGACACUCUCCGUGCAGCCAUUGACUACAUCAAUCAUCUCCAAAGACUGCUGUGGGAGGCCGACACUGCAAGUUAUCUCAGUGAAACAAGAUCUAUUGGGUCCAACUUCCCGACCAAUGAUAUGUGCAAAUAUGUUCACCCUCAUCAGCACUACCCACAGUUCGGAUACCUCCGAACGAACUUCACAUUUGCAGACAGUAUCUCGAGAACGGCCGCCGAGACGGGCAGUCGGCUGGAGCUUGGACCGCCCCCAGCCAAGGAAUACUUUUCCUGAAGACGAAAAGAGGCCACUGUUCGAAUCGUCAAGACCAUUUCUCAUCAACGGCCUUUCUGAGAGCCAACAAAUUUUCUUCCUGUGAGAGACUGCGUCAUUGUGUACCCGCAAACAACACCUCUCUAGAAACGGCUGUUGCCAGUUUUCUUUCUGUUUUUCUCCCUGUUUUAAGUAGAAUUUUUCUUUUGAUAUCCUUCUGACGGAUUGUAUUUUAUUCUUACAGUGCCUUACAAUAUUUAAAAAGAAUCGCUCGAUGGUUUGAAUCGAUUUCUGACAAUCUUGGGCAAUGCAUCUUUAAGGCGUGUUAUCACAAGACGGAAAACCUCAACGUCUCGAAUAAGAGACGAAUGGAAGCUAGAGGUGGGAUGCUCUCAGACCUAUUGGGCGCUUCCCUGUGGUCGUCCAAUCAAAGUUGAGGGGGUGCACCUGUUUUUUGGCAAGGAAGCCUCGGCUUAAUUUGCUUGUUUGCCGCUCAAUGGACAACAUCUGCAACCGGCGGCAAGCUGCCCCAAGGGUCAACGCGGUGGCCACCCCUUGUGGCAAAUGGUAUCAUCUAUAAACAAUAGUAAUAAAAACGAAUCGAGGAGGAUGCCAUCAAAUAUAUCAACAUUUUGAGGGGUAAUGUUAGUUGUCUAGUCACGAGGUUCAAAGUGGUUCAUCGGGAUUACCUUUUCUGGCUUCUUUUCCAUAGACUUUCGUAGGAUCUUCACCCCUUUGGGGUGGGAUCCUCACUUCGGCUUGCUCCCACUUAGAGAAACAUCUGUAUACCCCCUAGUAAGAGACUGCCGAGGGAAAAAUUACUAUCAAAUUGCAAAUAACCUCCUCUCGGUUCCCAUGCAAGGUUUCGGUGCAAUCAGGAACUCUUAUGGCUGCUCGAAGUCUUCAACUUUUUUUCAAAAUAACAAAUAUACAAAGUUGAUUAAAAUAAAUUUAUCUGAUCAUUUUUUACAGGUGCUAUAUUCUAGGGCGUUUUGUUUAAUCGUUAUUAUCCAAAUGAGAAAAUAUGAUUUUUUUCGUCGUCUAUUGCCAUAUACAUGCUCCUGCUUGAUCUGUGCAAAAGCGAAAAACCGAGACAAUCGAAUUUUCAAGAAGUAAAUGCAUUUCUUGAAGUUUUUUUUCUCUUGGCAAAUCAUUAGUAAAUCAUCUGAAAAAGAAAUACUUGUCGAGCAAACUGUUAAAGAAAUAUCGUUUUAUAGGAAUAUUUUCCUUUUAACGCGUAAUCUUCACACCAUCACCUGCAAUGUCUCUCUCUCUCUGUGUCUCUCUCUCUCACAUACCGCCGGCCUGGCCGUAUAUUCCUUUACAUUGGAACGAAUCUUUUAAAUUGGACCCUGAGCGUGCAAUGUACAUGAAAAACUGCCUACUUAAACUCAUUUUCUAUUUAGGAUGUAUCUAUUUGUAACCCGUAACACUUAAGAUGUGAGCUUCUAUAAUGGUAACCUAAGUGGCGAUAAAAUGUGCACAAAGAUUGGUUUUAGUUACCAAAGUUUCUUUAACUGAUCUGUAACAGUAAUCAACAAUAUUUUUCGAUUUACUCUUUUCUAAAAUCCCAUUCAAAUGACGAGAAAUCGAGAGUCUUUGGAGUAAAAACAAAUUGUCAUUGUUUCCAUCACUUGGGCGGAGUUAUCCGAAAGGCAAACUGGGCCACACGCCGACCUCUCCUGUCAGCCCACGAGGUUCGCGUACCCUUAGCAUACCGGCCAUUCCGAGUCGAUGUGUUCUCCCAGCCCCCCGGUAGGACGACAGCUGCCUCGUACGGCUGACAGCGGGCAGUGAGGGGCGUCCGCUGCGCGCUAAAAUGUGACCAAUCGAUUGUCUUUAAAGGGAUCACAUGAAUGACUAAGCAAAUCUCCGUGUAAAGUAUGAAGACAUUUUGCUCUCCAUGGCUAUAAAUUUGGCCAGUUCGGUUUUUAGUAAGAAUUUUUCACUGUGAAUUUAUAAACGGAUUACAGUUUCACCUCUCCUUUGGCAAGAAUUUAUGUGGCUAGUGAAGCAUAAUUUUACACGUUAACAGAAUUAGACCAAUAAAGAAUAAAAUCGCCACCUAUGGAUUUUAGAAAUUCCGUAAUUAACAAAACUUUCGAUCGGAUUGUACGUGUGGUUUUAGCCUUUACAGAAAAAAGAGGGGGAAGGUUGAAGGUUUCAUUCAAUAUCUUUUCUAAUCUUACGGAAAAAUAAAGCAAUGCGUGUACCUGUA
Acanthaster planci (crown-of-thorns starfish) is the source of this 4530-nucleotide messenger RNA. RefSeq lists its product as uncharacterized. Gene Ontology annotation, biological process: developmental process; regulation of transcription by RNA polymerase II. Gene Ontology annotation, molecular function: RNA polymerase II transcription regulatory region sequence-specific DNA binding; DNA-binding transcription factor activity, RNA polymerase II-specific; protein dimerization activity. The record is from RefSeq and is a predicted model, not a curated record. Lineage: Eukaryota; Metazoa; Echinodermata; Asteroidea; Valvatida; Acanthasteridae.